AUGGGAAGAUGGGUUAAAUGGUGGGAAGAUGGACUACGUGGUGGAAUGUUUCAUGAAACCAGCGGUCGCACAGGAUUUGAUGAGUUACCACCACUUCCUCAAGCUGAAGAACGUACACUUACUCAGCCAGAAGAACAUCAACAGGAUCCUCCACGAACAGAAAUGACGGAGAGGAUAAUAGCACAUGCUCACUCUGUUACCGUUACUUUGAAGCUUCCAACUACAAAAGAAAAGUUAUUAGCAUUAUUACGUGAGGAAGAACGACGAAGAAUGUCACCUGAAUUACAAGAAUUAUACCGCAAAGUUGGUAAUGAUCCUACAUGUGGUAAAGACUGGAUGGACGUCACUGAUCAGAUGCAAUAUGAAUUGGUUCGAGAAUUUGGAUACUCUGAUGAGGCUGUUCAACUAAUGCGGCGUGCACCGCAACUUUAUCCAGAUGAUCCUGAAUUUAGUAACACUCAAGUAUAUGUCCGUAAUAAUGUCGCAAACAUUGGAAACCUUAAAGAAGGAAUGCAAGCACCAGAUUGUCCGCUUAUUCCUUUAAAAUAUACUGACACAACUAUUCCAAAUAUUUCCAUGGAAGCUUCGGAACUGACAGUUUCGAAUAUGUCUGUAGGAACAGCAGAUGAUACAGAUUUACCAAAUUCAAUUUCCUUACGUUCACUUUGUCGAUCAGGACGGCCUCUGGUUCUUCUCGCUGGAUCACUUACUUGUCCUUUAUACAGAUAUAUAUCUCAUGUACUUAAUGAUAUAUAUGAACGAUAUCGAACGAGUACAGAUUUCUAUAUGAUACAAAUUAAGGAAGCUCAUGCUAGUGACGUUUGGCCGAUUGGUAAUAUUGUAGAUGUUAAAGAACAUAAAACAUUAGCUGAUCGUUUAACCGCUGCAGAAGAAAUGGUUAAAGCAACACAAUUAAAAAUUCCAGUACUAGUAGAUACAAUGGAUAAUACUUUUUUGAAGUUAUACUGCCCUUGGCCAUUCCGAUUUUUCAUUGUUGUAGAUGGUAUUUUAAAACUUGUUGGGAUGCCAAAAGAAGCUCGGUACGAUACAACUGAUUUAGUCGAAUGCUUAGAGACUCUUUUAAAAUCAUAA
Dentiscutata heterogama is the source of this 1092-nucleotide messenger RNA. The record is from the annotation of a GenBank genome assembly. Lineage: Eukaryota; Fungi; Glomeromycota; Glomeromycetes; Diversisporales; Gigasporaceae.